CGUAAUUGCGUAUUUGAAAAAAGACGACCGGCGUUCAUGUGUUCAAUGCUUCAGCACAGAAUUCAUUCAUUUUCUGAGCCUUGCAGUGGAACAAUCAGACGGUUCUGGAUCAGACCUCCAGAAGGGAGGCGUGUCGUUCAUGUGCAGCCUCUGGAGAGCCUUGGACGGACUGGAGCUGUGACUUUCAUCCAGACUGAGGAGUCCAGAGGUUGAAACCAUGCAGGGUUCUGCUGCGGUUCUUCUGCUGCUGCUGAGUUAUGGCUCUGUGAUUUUAUCAGCUGAGCAGCAGUUUGGAGAAAACAGCAGCACAUGUUCAGCUCUGAUAGACGAACAGCAGGUUGGAUCUGUAGAUGAAGUGACCGUUCAGUCUGCGAUCAGAGUUACAUCCAGACCAGAAAAUUAUCCUCAAAGCACAACACUGCCGGCUGACGGCACCACGGCGACUCCAAGACUGGAUCCAGUGAGCAGAACAUCCACUUUAAGGUCAAAUCCUGCACGUGAAGAAAGCACCAAGGCUGAAAGAGAAGAAGAUAAACCAAAAACAAACCCAACUUUUCUCCCUGACGCAUCAGUGAAAGAAUCAGAGAGCUCCAUAACCAAAACUCCUUCCACUCAAACUCAUCCAACUUCCAGUGUAGCCAACAAAGACUCCACAACAAAUAUCUUGGACAGCAUUGAGACGUCCAUUCCAAGUUACAUCCAGCCUGAGAACCCCACACUUACUGGUUUCUCAUCAGGAACAUCAAGCACAGAAGCAACCGUCUCUGACGGUUCACAGUUUGCUGAAACAGCCACUGAUAUAUCAGGCUUCACCACAGAAUCAGAGUUUGUUGUUUCCAGCUUACAGACUUCAUCUGAAGAGGAACAGGAAGCUUCAUCAUUAGCGGUUACACCUGCAGCUAAUGUAGUCAGUAGUCCUUCACUUCAAGCAGCAACAGAAGACUUUCCAGCCUCAAACCUGACAGUUUUAACUCCAACCUUACAAACUGGAGACACUGUGAACAGCAGCAACAUGGAGAUUAAGUUGAAAAAGGUUUUAGGAAGUGGCUUUAAAGAAAGAGAGGAAGUGGAAGAUAAGUUGAAAACACCCAAAACUACCUCACUUUCAGGUGGAGAACAAGGAAGUGGAACUGAUUUAAAGGAGGAGAAAGAUGAAGGACACCGACAUGCAAAGAUGGAAAAAGAAAGUGAAGAUGCGGACCAGUUUUACAAUCAGUCUUCACCUGAUUUAAUCUCUCAGUUCGACACCAAACAGCCUCCUAUAGUCGGACGUCAUGAUGCAGGACGAAAAGCAGGAAUCAGAGGUCAAAGGGGAUUGCAAGGUUCACCCGGACUCCCAGGACCACCAGGACCUAAAGGAGACAAAGGUUAUCAGGGCGUUAUGGGCCGCACCGGUCAGACCGGCUACAGAGGUCCGGUCGGUCCUCCAGGGAUGCCGGCCAUCGUUGUGUUCAAAACCUCAGAAGAAGAGUGGGAGGCCUUCAAGAAAAAGAAAAUCUAUAAGAAGCUGAUAUCUUCCUGGCCGAAGCGUAAAGGGACUCCAGGGCCUGUAGGACCUCAUGGAGAUGACGGCCCAGUUGGGCCGCCUGGAAUUACUGGAAAACAAGGACGAAAAGGAAUUCAAGGGAAAAUUGGAAGUCCAGGACCACAAGGACUGCCGGGUCCUCAGGGUCGACCUGGACGAGAAGGAACCCCAGGACACAGUGCUGACCCAGGACCCCCAGGCCCACCUGGAGAACAGGGAAUGAAAGGCUACAGAGGAGAGAAAGGCAGCAAAGGGGAGCUGGGUGAGUGGGGUUAUCAGGGAGAAGCUGGACCGCAGGGAAACGGAGGACAGAAAGGAGACAAGGGAAAUAAAGGAGUCGGAGGUUUCGUUGGACUUCCAGGAUACAGAGGCGUUCCUGGAGUGAGAGGUCCGUCUGGUUUUCCAGGACCAUCAGGACCAGUGGGAGAGAUUGGAGCUGUAGGUUUUAGUGGUCCACCAGGCCCACCUGGCAAAAUGGGCCCCGGAGGAUUAAAAGGUGUCUUUGGAGUUAAUGGACCUCCAGGUCAUCAGGGUGAGCUGGGCCUCAGAGGAGCAGCUGGACCACAGGGAGAUCCUGGUCCAGGUGGAACGGUUGGGUUACCAGGUGUCCGUGGUCCUCAGGGAAACCCAGGACCAAGUGGACCUCCAGGCCCUAAAGGCGACAAUGGUGAUCCAGGAGAUGAGGGAGACAUCGGAGAACCUGGACCACCUGGACUUAAUGGACUCUAUGGGAAUCCAGGAAAGCCUGGACCCUCAGGUGAUCCCGGAGCUAAAAGCCGGAGAGGUGAGAAAGGAGAUCUGGGGUUUAAAGGAGAUCUGGGAGCUCCAGGGCCUCCAGGGAAGCGAGGAUUUAAGGGGCGUAAAGGCCCAACAGGACUUCAGGGACUUCAGGGACCAAUGGGGCCGACAGGAUUUCCUGGACCCACCGGGGUCGAUGGCAUCAUGGGGGACCAAGGCAGGCGGGGAAAAGAUGGAUUUAAGGGUGAUCGAGGACCAACCGGUAUUCAAGGAAGUCCUGGACCUCGAGGAAACAAGGGUCGAGAAGGUCGAACAGGAUUUUCUGGGCUGCCUGGUCCUAUUGGGGAGAUGGGAAAAUCUGGAGAGCGAGGACCUGAAGGAGAACCUGGUAUUAAGGGAGUAACUGGAGUUCCAGGGGUGACUGGACCUAAAGGUCUGAAGGGGUUUCAAGGUGAUUUGGGUAACAGAGGACAGGACGGCACUCUUGGAUCAUCGGGAUCAGCUGGUGAAAAUGGAAUAAAAGGAGACACUGGACCUCCAGGACCUAAAGGGCUUCCUGGGAAGACAGGAUCUAGUGGUUUCCAAGGUCCUGUAGGGAAGAGUGGAGAACCUGGCAGCAGAGGAAUGAAGGGAACACUAGGAAAACCAGGAGAGAAAGGGGUUGAAGGUAAUAAAGGCUCCAGUGGACCUGCAGGCAGUGAAGGAUUAAAGGGUAAGAGAGGAGAGGAAGGACCAAGAGGAAAAGAAGGACCCUCGAGUGAGAUGGGGAUGACUGGACCACAGGGAUACAGAGGACCUCCAGGUAUCCAGGGUAAAAUUGGACCGUGGGGGGAGGUUGGACCUCGUGGUCUUCCAGGUGAUCGGGGGCCACGGGGACCAGUGGGCCCUCCUGGAGUUCCAGGUUACCCUGGUAAAGACGGAACUCAAGGACCAAAUGGAUUAGCUGGUGUUAAAGGAGAGAAGGGAUCCAGAGGAGCUUCGGGGCAGCAGGGAGUCGCUGGUCUCCAUGGUGAGGAGGGUCCAGCUGGACUGAAGGGAGGUGAAGGAGCAGUCGGUCAAAAAGGAAAACCUGGCAAUAAAGGAAAACCUGGAGCUGCUGGACUUAAAGGACCAAAAGGAUCUGAAGGUGAACGAGGAAACCAAGGACCACAAGGACCAACCGGAGCACCAGGAAAACAGGGUUACAGAGGUUCACCAGGAGACCGAGGAAAACAAGGAGUCCCGGGACUGAAGGGUGAACUCGGUACCAGGGGCCCAUCAGGACAGUCUGGACAGUUUGGACCUGGAGGCAACACCGGAGCAGCAGGAAGCAAAGGACAGAAGGGACUUCAGGGACACACUGGCCCCCCUGGUAGUUUAGGUCCCCCUGGACAAAUUGGACCUUCACCAGCUGGUUUACCAGGAGAGAGAGGAGCUGAGGGCAAAUCUGGAAUCUCUGGACUAAAGGGCAGUCAGGGUGAAAAAGGAAAACCUGGUGUUCCAGGCAUUAAAGCAGAUGUGGGCAUAAGAGGUCAGAAAGGUGCCAAAGGGGAACCUGGGAAACAAGACACAAGGGGCACAGUGGGGAGGAAAGGUUUUAUCGGCUCUACAGGAGCUAAAGGUCGACCUGGACCCAACGGACCUCCUGGUUUUCCAGGAACUAAAGGAACUCAGGGUCCAAAGGGAAAACAGGGCCAGGCUGGAAGGAAAGGAACCAAAGGAGCUGCUGGGAAAAUUGGAGCUAAAGGCCCAACAGGUAGACCGGGAGCUGCUGGACGACCUGGAAAACCUGGUCUGAGUGGUUUGGACGGGUUACUGGGGGUAGAAGGUAACGAAGGAGAUCAGGGUGAUGUAGGUUUCAGAGGAGCUCCUGGAACACCGGGCAGGCCAGGGAAGACGGGAAACCCUGGAGCUUCUGGGAUUAGAGGAAAUACUGGAACAGGAGGGUUCAAGGGUAACUCUGGCCCAAAAGGCAGACAUGGGCCUCCUGGACCAGUUGGACCGAAGGGUGUUCCAGGACUGAGAGGAGGGAAAGGUGAAGCAGGAAGUCCUGGCACAAAGGGUCUCCCAGGUGACAUGGGGAUACUGGGACCAAUCGGGCCACCAGGACUAAAAGGGAAUCCUGGUUUGCAGGGACUAAAAGGUCAAAUAGGUCGUAAAGGAAAGCAGGGAGACGCCGGUCCUCGAGGUCCACGUGGGCAGAAAGGCCUCACUGGAAUUCCUGGUCACCUUGGAAAGAAGGGUCUGAAAGGUGUGCAGGGCAGUAGAGGACCAAAGGGACUUAAGGGCAAAAGUGGAUCUCCGGGAAAACCUGGUGCACCUGGAAAACCGAGGCCUGUGCAAAGACUUGGAUCAAUACCUGCACAGGGACCUGGUCUAUGGCCCGAAACAAGAAUUAAGCAGAAAACUUCCAAUGGAACUGCGGUCGUUCCGAAGGGAAGGGAAGGACAACAAAAACAGCCCAGGACGGUGUCAAGAAGGUGGUCUGAAGGAGAUGAAUCUGAAGAGUCCUUUAGUUGGCCUUUAGGAACCAGAGAUGAUCCCGGCACCACCUGCCAUGAGCUGAAGCUCAUACGUCCACAUCUGAAUGAUGGCUACUUUUACAUGGACCCCAACCAAGGCUGCCCUUGUGACGCUGUAAAGGUUUUCUGUAACUUCACAGCAGGAGGAACAACCUGCAUAGACCCUCUACAAACACAGGACUGAGGGCACCGUCAUCAGAUUCACUGGUCAGGUUUCUGGUAAGGGGUGGAUUUUUGGACAGUUCAGCAUCCAGCAGAACACCCAUUGAAGGAUUCGUCCAUCAGGAGACCAAGAUUCCAGUUAACUGGAUGGCGAGCCAACCCGUGGAAAAAUUGAGAGACCAAGAGAAGGAGGAUCGCUUCUGCAGAAGAAUUACUGCGCUCAUGGUGCGGUAGGACAGAAAAGACGCGCUUACACCUGGAUUGGGCCCCAGCGACCGAUCCUCUGACUAACACCAAAAAGACUGGACUCAGACACUUUUAUUUUUUUUGUCAUUUGUGUGCGCUUUAUUAUUUUUUAUUGUACUGUUGUAAUGUUGUGUUGUGCAGCUAAUCUGCACUAAUUGUACUUAUUACACCUAUUUUGACAAAUCCAUUCUGUUUGUGUCUCCUUACUGACGCUCAGACCUCAGGCUCCAAGCGCCCUAGCCUCUGAUGCUGGUCCAAAUCUAAUAUAUUUAUGAUUUUGAUGCAACAAAGUUGUUACAUUUGUGGCGAGCCAGCCAGGAGCCUGAAGUGAAGUGAGUAUCAGUAUUGAGAAAAGAAAAUAAUGGAUUUUAUUGAGCAGUCAGGUGUUAAUAUUCCUAAUUCAGUGAUUGUGUGUGGACUGACUAACUCAGAGAAAGACGAAAACGUGCUAGACUUUCUAAAGAGAUAUGGCAGCAUUCAAAAUGUAGUGUCAGUUAAUGAUGAAGCCUCAGAGUAUUACCAAAACCUGAUCAUUGAAUUCUCGAGUGGCUUAGCUAUAGAAGUUUUGGAACCCCUUUUGCCAUAUAAGUACAUCUUGGAAGAGGACCCAAGUAUUGUAUUCUGUGUCAGAAGGCUAGCCAGUGUUUACACUGCAAAGGUUGGGGAGGGAUUCAUUAGGUCAUACCUAUCUGAGUUGAGAGGCCUAGCAAGGCGUAGUGGUGAAGAAUAUGAGGUAAUUCUGAAAGAAAUGAUGUCUCAGAUUAGCGAGGCUAUCGACCCUGUGAGGGAGGCAACUUCCCCACUACUCCUUGACACAAAUGACAAGACAGAGUUACCACAGCUCCAGACACUCCUUGUUCCCCCACAACCAACCGCAGACCAAGGUGCAGCAGCACCAAUCCCACUUCCUAGUGUGGGAAAGACCUCAUCUAUUACACUAAGUGACGUGAACCCACCAGAAAUCCAAAAGGUGGUGGUCGAACACAUUGUAAGGAAAGAGCACAUAGGACCAGACUUAUACUCCUCCGUCCGGCUCCGUUCCUUUUCAGGAAGGACGUCCAGAUCCAAUAAUGAGUCAGACGACGAUACCUGGCAUUCACAAAUUGACCUGCUUCUGAGUGAUCCUAGCAUGUCGCAUCCACAGAUCACGCGAAGGGUUCUUGAGAGUUUGCUCUCUCCUGCAGCUGACGUAGUCAAAGGGUUAGGGCCCAAAUCUUCUCCCGUACUCUACUUACAGCUGUUAGACUCGGCUUUUGGUGUUGUUGCAGAUGGAGAGGAGCUUUUUGCUCAGUUCAUGAAUACUCUUCAAGCCCCUGGUGAAAAACCAUCCACCUAUCUUCAGUGUCUGCAGCUAGCUUUAAAUUUAGCUAUUAAGAGGGGAGGGGUGGCACCUGAGGACAUAGAUAAGCACCUUCUCAAGCAUUUUUGUAGAGGAUGCUGGGAUAGUACAUUGCUCUCGAGCCUGCAGCUUGAGCAAAAGAAAGGCAGCCCUCCAUCUUUCUCAGACCUCUUGCUAAUGCUGCGCACUGAAGAAGAUAGGCAAGCAGCAAAGGAUGCUCGAAUGAAAAAACACAUAAGCUCCACAAAGCAACGAGCUCAUAUUCAUUCUCAGAGCACUUGUGGGUGUGCACAGCUACAAGAACAGAGACACGUCUCAAUGCAGUUGAGGAUCUUAAAAAGCAGAUUGCCAGUCUGCAGAGCCAGCUAGCUUCAGUUAUAUCACAGAAGAAGACAAGAAAGUAUGACACUAAAGGAACAGCAGAAAAAUCAAAUAAGUCAAAGUCGAGUAGUGUUCGCACAGAGGGGUUCAGGCAGACAGGAGAGAAGCAGACUGGCAGGCCAAAGCCCGGGUACUGUUUUCACUGUGGGGAAGAUGGGCAUAUAGCCCCAUCUUGCACCAGCCCGGCAAAUUCCACUCUGGUGACAGAAAAGAGAAGACCGUUGGAGGAGAAACAACGUAUGUGGGAAAGGCAAAACCACCCUAGUAAGUCAUACUCACCUUUAAACUAGAUUCAGUCCCCGUUGUGGGGCAAACGGGCUGAAUUGAAUCAACCACGUCCCUCAGAUGUUAAAAGCGGAAACAGAGUUCCAUGUGCCAGUCUUGAACAUUUAACGAGUGAAGACCAACAUUUCAAGCUUCCUAGAGGGUUGAUCGGUGCCAAGAGCACGGCUGAAGUCAUUAUUAAUGGUGAGCAGUUUAACUGCCUACUUGAUACAGGCUCGCAGGUGACUACCAUACCUCAGUCUUUCUAUGAACAGUAUUUGUCAGAGCAAGAAAUCAAGCCGCUCUUUGACCUCUUGGAAGUUGAAGGUGCAAAUGGGCAGGCUGUGCCUUAUCUGGGUUAUAUAGAAACCAGUGUUACCUUCCCAAAAGAGUUCCUUGGAGUGUCCAUUGAAGUUGCCACAUUAGCUCUAGUAGUCCCUGAUGUUAAGGCCACCUCAGAGUCUCUCCUGCUAAUAGGCACAAAUACACUUGAUGCAUUAUAUGACACUUAUUGUGAAACCAGUCCGAUGAACCCCCAAACAAUCCCUUAUGGCUACAGAGCGGUAGCCAAAGUGCUUGAGCUCCGGCGCAAAUAGUUGAGCGCCAAUCAUCAUGGUGUUGUGAAGCUGGAAGGCAGAUGUCCUCGAAUUAUCCCAGCAGGGACGACUGUAGUCCUGGAAGGUAUUGCUAUAGCUAGUGGCCUUUAUAAUGAGAAGUCUGUUGUGGUGGAACAUCCUUCUGAAUCUUCCUUGCCGGGUGGCUUGUUAGUGAAGUCAUGCCUGAUUGAUCUUCCAAAACAGCGCCCCUAUAAACUUCCCGUGGUUGUCAGCAAUGCCAUGCAAUGGGACGUGCAUGAGUUAGUGGGGGAGGGUGAAGCCCAGGCUAUAAUGAGGGAUAGAUGAAUGGCUGGCUGGAGCUGUUGAACUGUAUUAGAGGUGUUUUAUGCCAGUGUUAUCACAAGUUGACACAAGGGGAGCUAGUUGGCUGGACGACACUAAUCGGCCAGGCAAUACCCUCAGCAUUCCUUGGUUGUUGUGUCGUUCCAAGAUCGUUGGCUGCUCAUUGCUUUGGACAUGUUCCUGCUGUGUCAAACUCGGUUCAGACUGAAUUUUUAACAACAGUUGGCUUCGACCCUACUGUCCGUGACUGAGGGCACCGUCGUCAGAUUCAUUGGUCAGGUUUCUGGUAAGGAGUGGAUUUUUGGACAGUUCAGCAUCCAGCAGAACACCCAUUGAAGGAUUCGUCCAUCAGGAGACCAAGAUUCCAGUUAACUGGAUGGCGAGCCAACCCGUGGAAAAAUUGAGAGACCAAGAGAAGGAGGAUCGCUUCUGCAGAAGAAUUACUGCGCUCAUGGUGCGGUAGGACAGAAAAGACGCGCUUACACCUGGAUUGGGCCCCAGCGACCGAUCCUCUGACUAACACCAAAAAGACUGGACUCAGACACUUCUAUUUUUUUUGUCAUUUGUGUGCACUUUAGUAUUUUUUUAUUGUACUGUUGUAAUGUUGUGUUGUGCAGCUAAUCUGCACUAAUUGUACUUAUUACACCUAUUUUGGCAAAUCCA
Molecule: messenger RNA, 8718 nt
Organism: Amphiprion ocellaris (clown anemonefish)
Lineage: Eukaryota; Metazoa; Chordata; Actinopteri; Pomacentridae
Product: collagen alpha-1(I) chain
Exons: 63
Coding region: 218-4948 (1576 amino acids)
Molecular function (GO): extracellular matrix structural constituent
Source: RefSeq, a predicted model, not a curated record